AUGCCAGCUUGCCAACCAAGCUGUACGCAACAGCAGCAGCCCCAGAUUAUCGUUGUACAGCCACAACAGCAGCAGUGCGCUCCAGCUUGUAUGCCCUCUUGCCAACCUCAGUGUAUUCAAAUGGCCUGUGCUCCGGCAUGUCAGCCAAUGUGUGCACCCCAAUGCGUACAACAACAGACUCCUCAGAUCAUCGUCGUACAGCCGGAGCCCCAACAGCAGUGCGCUCCAGCCUGUAUGCCUGCUUGCCAACCACAAUGUAUUGAGCAACAACAGCAGCAGAUCAUCAUCGUUCAACAACCACAGCAACAGCAACAGUGUGCUUCAUCAUGUAUGCCUGCUUGCCAGCCACAGUGUAUACAAGCCUCUUGUGGCUCCAACUGUAAUCAGCAACCUCAGCAGAUCAUCGUAGUCCAGCAGCAGCCUUCUCAACCCCAAUGCGCCCCAGCAUGUAUGCCAGCUUGCCAGCAAUCAUGUGUAGAACAACAACAACAGCAGAUCAUCGUAGUUCAACAGCCGCCCCAACAGCAAUGCGUUCAGUCGUGCAUGCCCUCAUGCCAACCUUCUUGUGUACAGCAGGCCUGUACCCCAGCCUGUCAACCAAUGUGCUCUUCUCAAUGUGUCGAGCAACAACAGCAGCAGAUUAUCGUCGUCCAGCAGCCACCUCAGCCUUCUUGCGCACCCGUCUGUCAGCCUAGCUGCGCUCCACAAUGUGUACAGCAACAGCAGAUCUGCGCUGCAGCUUGUGAGCCCAGUUGUCAGAGCUCCUGCAGUUCCAACGCGCAAUGCGUUCAAGCUUGUCUUCCCAGCUGUGAAUCCUCCUGCGUCCAACAGUCUAAUCCUGUCGUUGUGGUACAACAAGCCCAGAACAAUUGCCCAGCUCCUUGUCAACCGUCUUGCACUCCUCAGUGCAUUCAACAAGAGCAAGUUUGCGCAUCUGCUUGUCAGCCCUCAUGCCAAAGCUCGUGCGGUGGCAACACUCAGUGUGUGCAAGCUUGUAUGCCGAGUUGCCAGGCAUCCUGCACCCAACAAUCCCUACAACCUCAGCAGGUGAUCGUCGUACAGGCACAACCACAACAGCAACAGUGCGCGCCAGCCUGCCAGCCUUCAUGCCAACCCCAGUGUGUGCAGCAGCAGCAGGUCUGUGUUCAAGCUUGUCUUCCAAGCUGUCAGAAUGCAUGCAGUGGAAAUACGCAGUGUGCGCAAACCUGCCAAAGCAGUUGCGAGCAGUCUUGCGCUACGCAGCAAGUCGUUGUUGUUCAGGCUCAACCAAUUUGCGGACAAGCUUGUCAG
Messenger RNA from Strongylus vulgaris, 1290 nucleotides. The record is from the annotation of a GenBank genome assembly. NCBI's taxonomy places the organism in Eukaryota, Metazoa, Nematoda, Chromadorea, Rhabditida, Strongylidae.